Messenger RNA from Protopolystoma xenopodis, 990 nucleotides. Lineage: Eukaryota; Metazoa; Platyhelminthes; Monogenea; Polystomatidea; Polystomatidae. The record is from the annotation of a GenBank genome assembly.
AUGCUAGUUGUCCUCGUCGUCGCCAGCAUCAUUAGCAUUGUCGCCGUUACGGUCGUUCUCGUCGUCCUCUUCAGGCUGACAUUAGAGACAGCGACACCGCGUGAUGGGUCUGCGAACAUUCGGUUUGGCUCGGCUCGGCUCGGCCCAGACCAGCCCAGCUUGGCCUGGCUCAGUCGCUUUCAGCAUCGAUCGAAGCCAGUCUGCUCGGCCUGGCGAUCGAUAGACGAGUCCUCGCAAGCCUCCGUCUACGCGUCGCCUUUCUCGGGCCGCCUUAGCCUCUCCGCUGCGUCCAGCCGCGUCUCUGUCGCCUCUGUCCCCGUGGCUCGGCUUUACGCGCCUCGACGCGGCCUGGGCCAGCGGUCCGGCGCAGACGUGAUGCAGAGUGAGAAGGCGGGGCUGCGGCAACCGCUUCGCCGACCGGCCCACGCGUCUCCGUGUUGCGCACACGGCAUCGAGAAGGCAGACAGACACACAGACAGACAGACAAACAGUCUCCAUCUCCAUUGCUGGACGUAUGUCUUUCAUCUAGACCGCGUCAGCAGUCGGCAUGCUCAGGAUGACUGCAGCCGAGUGAAAAACGCCUUGGUCAAGCAGAAACCUCCUUUCCACCGCCUCCCGUCCACAUGCCCCUUCGCCCGGCCACCGUUCUCGCCACAUGAUCGCCAGGCGAGAUCUCGCCUCACCGUUUACCCUUCCAUCAGCUUCCGGCAGGCCGUCGCGCUUACGUCACCCGUCGUCACGGCCCGCGGUCCUCCUCGUUCGGCUCCACUGACGCCGACUCGAGCCCCUCCUCCCUCGCGCUCCGAGUCCCGCCUCGGCCCGGCAUGCCGGACCCUCGGCUGGUUGUGGACGUCUUCGCGCCUAGCCUCUUCCUUGUCCACAACUGUCCGUCGGCAAGUGCGCCGUCGCCGUGGCGACAGACGGACCUAUGAAGUGGCUCACAGCAAUGGUAAAGUCGCCCAGACGCCAGCACCGUCGGCGAGGCGAUAG